UCAGAUUCCUGAGUGAGGAGGGCAGAAGCCAGAGAUCAUUUAAGUCCUCAGAGUCCUCACAUGCGUUCAGACGUCAUCGGUGGUGAGGUCGGCACAGUCUUCCUCUGUGCCUGCCACUCGAGCCCGGCCUGCCCUGCCAGGGAGGACAGGUGUGGACAGAAGGUGUCUCCUGUGCCUGGGCUCCACCACACCAGCACGUUCAGCUCUUCUAGGAGAACUGUAGGAGAGCAGUUCUAUCACCAGAAAUCUGUCUUCUACAAGGAGCUGUGUGCUCCGCAGCCUAGCCAUGGACCAGGACUCCAUCUGCGUGCUGUCUGGCACAGAGGGCAGUGCUUCUGCCCCUUACAGCCUUGGCGCACUUCUAAAAGAUGUGAAGAUGAGAAGUCGUAUCCUCUCACAGGAAACCUGGGAUUCAAUUCUGUCACAUCUGGAGGAAGGGAACGUUCCAGAGGCAGCUUCUGCAAUCAGAGCUGCCUUGAAAAUCAUCGAGAACGCGCCACUGAGCAUCGCAGUGACAGGGGAGACCGGAGUAGGAAGAUCCACUUUCAUCAAUGCCCUGCGGAGGGUGGGGCAUGAAGAAGAAAGCGCAGCUCCCACUGGGCCGGUGGUGACAACCACGGAGGUAACUGCAUAUCAGUAUCUAAAGUGUCCCGGUGUGACAAUAUGGGACCUGCCCGGCCACGGGUGCACUGACUUCCUGCUAUCAAAGUACCUGGAGGAAAUUGCUGAUUAUGACCUCUUCUUUAUCAUCUCUGCCACCCGCUUCAAAAACAUCGAUGCGCAACUAGCCAGAGUCAUCACAAACAUGAAGAAGAAGGUCUACUUUGUUCGAACAAAAGUGGAUCAUGAUGUAUUCAGCAACCAAAGAAAUAAGCCAAAGACCUUCAAUAAGGAAGAAAUCCUGCAAGAGAUCCGAAAUUACUUUGUGAGGCAGUUGGAGGAGGUCAGUGUGACAGUUGAUCGCGUCUUCUUAGUCUCCAGCCUUGAGAGGGCUGAGUACGACUUCCCUGAGCUGGAGAACACCCUUCUGAGGGACCUGCCAGCUCUCAAGCUUCACAUCUUCAUGCAAUUCCUGUCCAGCAUUGCGGAAGCUGCCAUUGAUCAGAAGCGAGAUUCCCUAAAGCAGAACAUCUGGUGGGAGUCCAUGCGGGCUGCAGCAUCAGCCACCGUCCCUCUCGUAGGCCUCUUCAGUGAUGGUGAUGUAGAGAAGAUGCAGGACACCUUAGCCCUCUACAGGUCUUCCUUCGGGCUGGAUGAUGCAUCGCUGGAAAAGAUGGCCAAGGAUUUGCACGUGUCCGUGGAACGGCUGAAGGCAAACCUUCAGUCUCCUCGCUUGCUGUCAGCUGAGUGCAGUGAAUCCUUCUGGGAGAAGAUGAAGCAGUACAUGGUGAAGGCUCUUUCACUCAUGGGAGGGCCCCUUGCUACUGGUUUUUCCUUUACAAAGACGUAUUACUUGCAAAAUUAUUUCCUUGAGACUGUGGCAAGUGAUGCGAAAGCUCUACUGAAAGGAGAUCUCUUCAGUGCCUCUGUGGGCUCUGAGGAGGGUUGCGGCAAAUAGGGAAACUGAGGCAGCCAGGCUCUGCUUUAGCCGCGCUGUGCUCAUGGCUCUGGGCACCAGAAAGCAGCUUAGGGCUCUCCUGAGGCAGCCAGGCCAGGCUGGGAUGGUCUCAGAUAUGACCACUGUUGUGUGAAUAAAAAGUACAGGAAUCUGGGGUUUUAUGCUAAGAGGAGAAAACAUCUUGCUGUGCAGUGGUUAUUUCAUAGCCAGUACUCCUCUUAUUGAAGAUACAAUAAUAAAAAGUUGCUGGGCACUCAGUAAGAUUUCAACAAUAUUUUUGAACUGAUGUGCACAUUAAAUAUUUUUGAUGUUCCUGACAUUCUGCUGCAAGUGUACACAUGUUGGUGAUUAAUAGGACAGCUAAUGUUGACUGACAUCUCCUGUUCCCUUGAGGGUCAUCGUUUUAUUGGGUAAGUAUGAAAGAGAGUGAGCUGAGCACUGUGUGACCAGACAGGAUGGAGAAACGCUGGCUGAGUGAAACUUUCUUCCGGGGCCUCGUGAGAGGGCAAGUGCAGGAACCAGGAGCACUGUCCAGGGGUGCAUGUGGGAGGCUCAGGAGCUGCUGGGUCAUUAGCACAGCACAUUUUCUCCCUGAUUUUCAGAGGUUAAGAAACAGGAGAGCAGAUUAUAAUAAUAAAGUUAAACAGGGGAGACAAAUAAGAAAUAUAUAAGUUUCUUAAAACAAUGAAUG
Messenger RNA from Fukomys damarensis (Damara mole-rat), 2249 nucleotides. Its product is annotated as T-cell-specific guanine nucleotide triphosphate-binding protein 2. The transcript is spliced from 2 exons. Gene Ontology annotation, biological process: cellular response to interferon-beta; defense response. The record is from RefSeq and is a predicted model, not a curated record. Gene Ontology annotation, cellular component: endoplasmic reticulum membrane. Bases 287 to 1558 code for a protein of 423 amino acids. Lineage: Eukaryota; Metazoa; Chordata; Mammalia; Rodentia; Bathyergidae. Gene Ontology annotation, molecular function: GTPase activity; GTP binding.